Messenger RNA from Indicator indicator, 1160 nucleotides. RefSeq names its product RFNG O-fucosylpeptide 3-beta-N-acetylglucosaminyltransferase (gene RFNG). Gene Ontology annotation, molecular function: O-fucosylpeptide 3-beta-N-acetylglucosaminyltransferase activity. The coding region runs from base 1 to 1152 and encodes 383 amino acids. Gene Ontology annotation, biological process: regulation of Notch signaling pathway; pattern specification process. NCBI's taxonomy places the organism in Eukaryota, Metazoa, Chordata, Aves, Piciformes, Indicatoridae. The record is from RefSeq and is a predicted model, not a curated record. Gene Ontology annotation, cellular component: Golgi membrane. The transcript is spliced from 8 exons.
AUGAGCGGGUCCUGCCUGGGGCUCCGCAAGGCCUGCUUCCUACUGUCCGUCAGCGCUGCUGCCCUCCUCCUCCUCUUGUUGCCGCGGGGGCAGUCCCCCGCCGCGCCCCGCCGUCGCCCGCCGCCCGCCGCCGGGCCUAGUGGCCCACCGCUGCAGCGGGCGGGCACCGGAGGGAGCGGUGUGCACGGCACACGGGCGGGCUCUCGUGGGGAGCCGAGCGGCGGGCCGGGGGCCGGGGUGGGCGGCCGGGGCGGAGGCGCCGCUGGCAGCCCGCAGCCUGCGCUGAAGGGCCGCCUGGGACCGGCCGGGGGCUCGGCUAGGGAGAGUCUGGAGCUGAAGGACAUCUUCAUUGCGGUGAAGACCACAAGGAAGUACCACAAGAGCCGGCUGGACUUGCUUCUUCAAACCUGGAUCUCCCAAGCGAGGGGACAGACCUUUAUAUUCACAGACUGGGAGGAUCGGGAGCUGCGCCUGAAAGCAGGGGAUCAUAUGAUCAACACCAACUGUUCUGCUGUCCAUACCCGGCAAGCUCUCUGCUGCAAGAUGUCUGUGGAAUAUGAUAAAUUCCUGGAAUCUGGGCAAAAAUGGUUUUGCCAUGUGGAUGACGACAACUACGUGAACCCUCGGACUCUCCUGCGUCUCUUAUCUGCCUUCUCACACAGCCAGGAUGUCUAUGUGGGGCGACCAAGCCUGGACCAUCCCAUUGAAGCAGCUGACCACGUCCAAAGUGAUGGAUCAAAGACAACCGUGAAGUUCUGGUUUGCCACAGGGGGAGCAGGGUUCUGUAUCAGCAGAGGUCUCGCCCUGAAGAUGAGUCCCUGGGCCAGCCUGGGGAAUUUCAUCAGUACCGCAGAAAGAGUGCGUCUCCCUGACGACUGCACCAUUGGCUACAUCAUCGAAGGGCUGCUGGAGGUAAAGCUCCUGCACAGCCCCUUGUUCCAUUCCCAUCUGGAAAACCUGCAGAGACUACAAGGCGAGUCUGUGCUGCAGCAGGUAACCCUAAGUUAUGGGGACCCUGAGAACAAGCACAAUGUUGUGAGUGUGGGAGGAGUGUUUGGCCUUCAGCAAGAUCCAACACGAUUUAAAUCUGUCCAUUGUCUGCUCUAUCCUGAUACUAUUUGGUGCCCUGCUAAGAAGAGUCGUAAUUCUUGACUGGCUGC